Molecule: messenger RNA, 999 nt
Organism: Aspergillus tubingensis
Lineage: Eukaryota; Fungi; Ascomycota; Eurotiomycetes; Eurotiales; Aspergillaceae
Exons: 3
Coding region: 1-999 (332 amino acids)
Cellular component (GO): cytoplasm
Molecular function (GO): glutathione transferase activity
Source: RefSeq, a predicted model, not a curated record
AUGGCGGAACAGGAAUCCCAAGUGCAUCGCCAUGCUGAUGCAGAUGGUCACUUCCGACGCAAGGAUUCCGCCUUCCGCUCGGCCGUAUCAUCAGAUCCUGAUGCAGAAUUUCCUGCUGAAAGGGAUCGUUAUGUUCUAUACUUGAACUACGGAUGUCCGUGGGCGCACCGGACCAACCUGGUUCGAUCUCUCAAGGGCCUAGAGGACAUCAUCCAGCUCGUCGUUCUGGACCCUGAGCUGGGCCCCGAAGGUUGGUUCUUCUCUGGCCGAUGGGGAUCCGCAGAAAAAGAUCCCUUGUAUGGGUUCACAAAAUUGAGCCAAUUCUAUUUCAAGGCGCAGCCGGACUAUGAAGGACGCUAUACCGUUCCGAUGCUUUGGGAUAAGAGGAAGGAAACGAUCGUGAACAACGAGAGUGGCGAGAUCAUCAGGAUGCUUUACACAGAGUUCGACCAUCUUCUGCCGGAGGAGCUGCGUGAGGCCAACCGGCCUGGCGGAGGAUUCUACCCGGCACAUCUGAGGUCAGAGAUUGACGCAAUGAAUGAGUGGGUGUAUCACAAGAUUAACAAUGGAGUGUACAAAACCGGAUUCGCCACAACGCAGGAGGCUUAUGACGCGAAUGUGUAUCCACUGUUCGAGGCCCUGGACCGCGUUGAGCAGCACCUGGCACAGCCAGGCCAUCAACCAUACCUGUUUGGGGAGAAUAUCACGGAGGCGGACAUCCGACUGUACACGACCAUUUGUCGGUUCGAUGUAGCCUACUACCUGAUCUUCCGCUGCAACCUGAAGAUGAUCCGACAUGAUUAUCCGCUGCUCGACCGUUGGUAUAGACGACUGUACCAUGAUGAAACACAGCGUACCCGAGGCGGAGCAUUCAAGAAGACCACUUUCUUUGGCAUAUACAAGUUCAACUAUCUGAAGGCGCUAGGAAAGCGAUCGGGCAGUACUCAGACGAUCAUACCGGCUGGUCCAUUCCCGGACAUCCUGCCCUUCGAGGCGUAG